Glycine soja is the source of this 2754-nucleotide messenger RNA. Its product is annotated as protein ACCUMULATION AND REPLICATION OF CHLOROPLASTS 3. NCBI's taxonomy places the organism in Eukaryota, Viridiplantae, Streptophyta, Magnoliopsida, Fabales, Fabaceae. The record is from RefSeq and is a predicted model, not a curated record. Gene Ontology annotation, molecular function: GTP binding. Gene Ontology annotation, biological process: chloroplast fission. Bases 121 to 2445 code for a protein of 774 amino acids. Gene Ontology annotation, cellular component: cytosol; chloroplast outer membrane; extrinsic component of plastid membrane. The transcript has 16 exons.
GAUUCUUGCUGCUUUGGUUAUUCAUUUAUUCACAUUUCAGAGUCCACAUCGCGGUUGAUAGCAUAGCAUCGUUCACUAAUGGAAGCCUUAUCUGUUGUACCUGGCGCGCCCCUAUUAUAAAUGGAGCUUUCUGCAUUUUCCAGCUUCAAAGCAGUUUCUGAUGCUUCCUUGUUCCCAUUUUCUUCGAAUCAACUUUGGUGCCGAUGCUCUCUUCCUCUUCGUCGCCGCGAUUAUGGUCUCUGUUGGAGUCCCAAGUCAAAACCGUGUUUUCGGAUCAGAAUGUGCUCGGAGAAAGCUUCGUCGUCGAACGGUUACGGCGGAAUCGACUGCGGAGAAACAACGAACUCUGAUUUCGUCGAAGUCAUUGUCAUUGGCUCUAGGAAGGACGCUGUUUUUGAUUUCUGCUUGAACUCGCCGUUUCAAUUACCGUCGCCGCGGUUUUGGAAUAUCCUCAUGAAAGAAUCAGAAGAGGUGCAAUUACAGCAAAGAUCAGUUGAAGAAGAAUCUCACCCAAGACUUGUCAAAGCUCCAUUAUUUUUGAAGUCAUGUUCAAAGACUAUUGUCCUUGUGGCCAGUGCAGGAUAUGGCUUGUACCACACUGUUGCAGCAGAUAUUUUUGAAACUGUAAGGUCGAGGAAUGGAUUAACAGUUGCUAUAGUUUUGAAGCCAUUUAGAUUUGAAGGGCUUAAACGGCAAGAUGAGGUGAAAGCCUUGAUGCAGAAACUUAAGGAGAACACAAAUUUACUUAUUGAAAUUGAUAUUGAUGCACUGCUCGAGAAAGACUUAUUGACUCUAGAUGAGGCCAUGAAGACCGCUAAUGAUGCAGUUUUGCUAGCUAUUAAGGCUGUCUCUGUUCUAAAAUCUGAGAUGCACAAAAAAUUUAUAGAUAGAUUGAAUGAUGGCAUGAAAGAGGCCAGCUCUUCAGAAAUUAAUAAAAUAUUGGAAUCCUAUAAAGAAGCAGGGAUUGGAUUUGGAGCUGCAUAUAACAUCAAAGCUUCAAUUUUGCAGUCUAUAUUUGAUAGUCCUUUCCUGGGUGUUCGUUUGAAGGAUCCAAAUAGCCUAGUUAUAUGCACCCUUGCGUGUUCAGAACCCAUCAAUGAUAGUGAUAUAGCAAUCUUUCUGCAUACUUUCCGUCAAACAACAAAAUACACGAGGGAUAUUAUAAUAUCAACAAUACAUGACCAUGCUGUUGAGCCCAACCUAUUCAUAACAACAGUCCUUACACUUGGCUGUUUAAAUGUGCAACGGUCUUCCCAGAAUGGUGGUAUACUGUCCAGACUUGCCCUGCAUUUUCCUCUUAUUUUUAGCUUUUGGGGAAGACAUAAUCAGCAACAAGUUGGCACUGGUAAACAGACUGAAGUAUUUCCUCAUGAAGUGAUGAGUUCUGAUGACAUUGAUGAGAGGACAAAUAGGAUUACUUCUGACAACAUAGAUAACAAUCUUGACAAAUACUAUGAAGAGCCAGCAUUGAGAAACAACAGCUCAAAGUUGCCUACUUCAAGGGAUUCUGGAAAAAAUGGAGAAGAUUUAUCUGACACCACGUCCAACUAUAACAUCCUUUAUGACUCUAUUACCGAAGGAGUUGCAUUAGGUGACUCUGCUUUUCAAAGGGAACAACUUGAGAACUGGAAUCUAGGUCCUGGAUUUGAGGUGGCAAAGGAGUGGGCCCAAGAAAAAGCAGCUGAUGCUACACCCGCUGUUGAUAAUCUAAGCAUCUUCCACCUUCCUGUUGGUGUGAGGCAUUCAGAAGAUUUGAAAGACUGUUUGGAAAUCUCAUUUCUGACAAAACAGCUUGAGCCAGAUACUGAUAACGAUGUGAAAACACAAACAUUAAAUGGAGGUAUGUCUCCUUGGAGUGCAGCAACUGAUGCAAGUUUGGAAGCAGUGAUGGAAUUUGCAUCUUCACUUUUGAAAGGAAAGAAUGCUAAUAAAUCAAAGAAAGACGGAGUUCUAUCUGUUCGUGCUGCGUCUAUGUUGGAGGCAGAACGUGAUUUGUCAAAAAAGUGGAGUCCGGUCGUGGAAAUGCAAUAUAGGGGAGGAAGAUACAAGGGACGAUGCCAAGGAGGUCUACCUGAAGGGAAGGGGCGUCUUGUUCUCAGAGAUGGCAGUAUAUAUGACGGUUUAUGGCGCUAUGGUAAGAGAUCAGGUCCAGGUUCAUUCUACUUCAAAAAUGGGGAUAUGUUUCAAGGAUCAUGGAGGGACGAUGUCAUACACGGCAAGGGUUGGUUUUACUUUCGCACUGGUGAUCGGUGGUUUGCAAACUUUUGGAAGGGAAAGGCUAAUGGUGAGGGGCGGUUCUACACAAAGUCCGGUGAUGCCUUCUUUGGCAAUUUCAAAGAUGGAUGGCGACAUGGCCAGUUUCUUUGUAUUAAUGCGAAUGGGACAAGGUACACUGAAAUUUGGGAAAAUGGUGUUCUUGUAGAUGGCAAGUAUUUAGACAGAUGACCAUGGUGGACAAAUGCGGUCGGUGCCCAAAAUUUUGUAAUUACUGUGAAUUUUAGUCUUUUCUCGAUUUUUAUUUGUGUUUUAUGUUGUAUAAUAGCUGUUUUUGCCGGCAAGCUAUGUUUUGUAGUCUGUUAUUUUGCCACGAAGCUAAUCUACGCUUUAGCUUAUUUUUCCUACCUAUUCUUAUAGAACUUGCCACAAUCCAUGUCAGAUUUUUGAAGAACUACGAAUCUCAUUAUAACUAUGUAUGAAGCAAAUUCAAUCAGUUUUAACAUAUGAAACAUGAUAUCUUGAAGCUUUAGUAUGCCA